CAUUUCUUGGUAGCGUCUCUAGUCUGAAGAAGAAAUUGAGAGAACCUGUUUGAACUUUAAACUUUCUAGGGCUCGUACUACUUACGACCUCUUGGCUCGACCUUCCUCAUCUUCCUUCGGUGCCUUUUUUCCCGCGAAGCCUCGAGGAUUCGAUAAACAACCAGAUUAUAUACUUGAAGGGAGUGGGAAACGACGCUUGGGUCUGCUGUUGCUGAUUGUUUUUGUUUUCUCUGAGUUGGGUUUCGAAGAGGACUGGACUCAACUAAUUAAGCUGCGACGUUAUGGAGAUUCAGACUUCGGGGAAACCAAUCGAUUCUUUGCUAGAGAAGGUCUUGUGUGUGAAUAUUCUUUCUUCAGAUUAUUUUAAAGAACUUUACAGAUUGAAGACUUACCAUGAAGUCAUAGAUGAGAUCUACAAUCAAGUUGACCACGUCGAGCCAUGGAUGACUGGGAACUGUAGAGGCCCGUCAACUGCAUUUUGUCUUCUAUACAAGUUUUUCACAAUGAAGCUUACCGUAAAGCAAAUGCAUGGCCUAUUGAAGCACCCUGAUUCUCCUUAUAUUAGAGCUAUUGGAUUCCUCUACUUGAGAUAUGCUGCAGAUCCAAAAACUUUAUGGGGAUGGUUUGAACCUUACGUCAAAGAUGAAGAGGAGUUCUCUCCAGGAUCAAAUGGUCGAGUAACAACGAUGGGUGCCUAUGUGCGGGAUUUGCUUCUUGGACAGUACUACUUCGAUACACUUUUCCCUCGCAUCCCUGUGCCUAUUAUGCGGCAGAUGGUUACCAACCUUGAGAAGAUGAAGCUUCCUACCAAGCACUCCGGAGUCACUGGGGAAUCUAACCGUCAUGGAUCUGAUGAUACGGCCCGUCGUCCACCCUCUGUAAAAGCUGCCCUUUCGGUCUCCUUUGGUCAGCGUGCCCCUCAUCGUGCAUCCACAAGGGACUCUUCACCUGUUCGGCGGACUAUACCACUUUCUCAUGACAGAAACAGUGCGGAUGACAUGCGAAAGUCUCCCAGCAGCCGCCGCAGCCACAGCCGUGAUUUGUCUGAUCGAGACCAUACUGACCGGGACAGAGACCGGGAAAGUGACAGGGACAGGGACAGGGACAGGGACAGGGACAGGGACAGGGAAAGGGACAGAGAGAGGGAGAGGGAUAGGGACAGAGGGAGGGACAGGGAAAGGGACAGAGAGAGAGACAGGGAUAGGGACAGAGGGAAGGACAGGGACAGAAGGCAUGAAUAUGAUCGACGUGGAAGUCAUGAGAGUAGAGAUUAUCGCAGGUCCAGAUAUGCUGACAGAGAAGGAGAAAGUAGCAGACGAGACUAUGAAAGAAGCAGCUACGAUGGAAGUAGGCACAGAGAAUCUAGUUCUCGUAGGAGUAGAAGCAGAAGCAAGAGUAGAAGUAGAAGCAGGAGUAGAAGCCACAGUUUGCAAGAUCGCGUCGAUCGUUCAAGCCCAUUCAAAGAUGCAAACAAGGAGAAGACAUCUGCUUCUAGCAAUCUGGCCAAGUUGAGAGAUCUUUAUGGUGACACAGGCAAUCAGAAAGCAUAUAAUGGACCUGAAAGGGGCGCUAAGGAUAGCAGUACAGAGGAAGUAAUUAGACUAGGUGGUUCUACUUGGAAGUAGCAGCCUGGGUGGGGGAUGCUCUUUUCUUAUAUUUGGAUUAGGGGAGAGAGAGAGAGAGAGAGAGACUACAGAGCUCUCUAUCUCAUGGAUACUACUCUAAGGAUCAUUGUGAUGAGGUGCAAAAUGAUGACUCUAGUUGUUGACGCUGCAUCAAUUGUACUUUUGAAGUUGCAUAAAAUUUGCGUCAUAAUUUUCAUAGGCGAGGAUGGCUCUCUCUUGAUUUGCAGAGAGCAGGGUUUCCAAUUUACUGGAUGCACAUUUAUGCAGAGAACAGGGUUUAAACUUGUGGGGAUUCGAUUCUCAGAAGAAGUGUASUGAUUCCAUAUUCCUAUUUGAGGAUGCUUCUGCGUCCUUGGUCUCAUUUAUAUAUAUUUAUUGGCUUAAUUACCAGCAAGCGGUUAGGGCCUUGGGGGCUAGCCAUGCAUGCAUCCUCCUUUUUUGGUGAGUAGUUGUCGACAGUAUACUUGGUAUUAUCAUGGUUUCAACCUGAAUCAGUCCUCUACAUUUGGAAAUUCUAGUCUGCGUCGUCAUUUGUCACGCAGUUCAAACUUUUGAUAUAGCUCCGCUUUGUGAUUUCAAACGUUUCCAAAAUGUUAAAAAAGAUUAACGUCUGUGAUC
Molecule: messenger RNA, 2243 nt
Organism: Nelumbo nucifera (sacred lotus)
Lineage: Eukaryota; Viridiplantae; Streptophyta; Magnoliopsida; Proteales; Nelumbonaceae
Gene: ATSRL1
Product: PRP38 family protein
Source: RefSeq, a predicted model, not a curated record